Messenger RNA from Paramuricea clavata, 3085 nucleotides. Lineage: Eukaryota; Metazoa; Cnidaria; Anthozoa; Malacalcyonacea; Plexauridae. The record is from the annotation of a GenBank genome assembly.
AUGAAACUUUAUAUUUCCUUUUUGUGGUACACGCGUGCCGCAUUUCGGCGAUCGUGUGGAUUAUACUCACUGUAGUUUGUUCAAUUUAGAGAGUUUAGCAAUAUCUUCAGGGAGGAGCACACAGAGUUGUAUUGCUGACGACAUAACUGAUGAUGAAGAGAAGGAUACACUGGACUGUUCAAGUGCCGUGGUUGAAAGAAAUCCAAAUGUGAUCUUGAAAAAGCGAGAGGGAGGGCAAAUUUCUGAAGGUAUAUAAAUAACUUUUUUUUCUUUAUUUGCCUAAUUUAAAAAGAACCACAGAUUGCCGUUGUAAUUCAUAUGUUGGGCUUUAACUGAUGUCACAUACACAAAAACGACGCUGUAUAGCUAAAGUGGCGUACUUUCUGGGAGAAUGUAUUGUUAAUGUAUCACUAUUUGGAAAACUCACUCGUCUUCGAAAUUUCCAAAUUGCAAUCGAAACCACAUUGUUAAUUGUUGUCUAUAUACAACAAUUGUGAGAUUGGUUACUUGGAUUUGAAAGCGAAGCUUUGUCAUCGCCAGUGGUAUAAUUCUUUUUGGCUUCCUGUGCUUGCACAGUUCUUAUUCAAAAGAACGAAAUUUUUAUCCAUUAGAUUUAAAACAGUAACAGUGCAUUAGCCUAUAUUAUUUUAACAGUGUACUGCAUGCAAACUGGUAAGUGGAACACGAAAUUUAAAAAUGAAUAAUGAAGCUGGUCACAAAACCGUCGAGGAUGUAAAAAAGAAGUAAGUUUUUCAUUGGAAGUGCUGAAAAAUUGUAUUUGCUUUCCCAAAACCAACCAACGAAUGCAAUGAGCGAUUGAGCUUUGUGAAAUUGCGGAAAUUGCACAGAAAAAUGGUCAUGUCUCUAAGUAUUCAUUGUAUGACAUUGUGGGCUCAGUCAGCAAUUUUCCCGCUCUUUGUGUUUUGCUUUAUUUCGGCUUAUUUAUGACUAAAUAAGGCUCAAAUUGUAAGUUUAAAUAGUUCUUAAUCAUGCUUGAGUUGCCUAAUACUGUAUUUUUCUUGGGCCUUUAAUUAACCUUUUCUUAAUCCCGAAAUUCUACCAUGCAAUAAAGCAAAUAGUUUGCCGACUAAAAAAUUUAUUAGGUGAAAUAAUUUAGCAAGUUUCCUCGUUAAUAUUCAGUACACGUCAGCAUGUACAUUCUACUCAUGUUCUGUUAAGAUGAGCUAGCCCAUACCUCUCCGUUUGUGGCCGCGAUUUCUGGUUGUGUACAAUACGAAAGCACUUCUCAUGCAUAAACAAAUUAGUAUGCAUUUUAUAGAUACUGAGUUAAUUGUUUUAUUCCAUGGAAAUCAGAAACGCUAUAAUAAUGCAGGGGGUUUAACUUUAAAUAGAUAUAUAUGUACUUAAUUGUGAACGAUAUAAAUUCAUAAUUCAAAAAGAAGCCGUAUACACGCGCAGAAAAUCUCAAUUAUAUAACGUUUACCUACAUACAAUCUUCCUUGCAAGGUAUGCAAUUUUUUCCACGACAAAUAAAAAUCGAUAUAAGGCGACAGUAAUUAAGUUUAUGUUCAGCUUCAGGUGAAAAAAAGAAAGUCAAUCAAAGAGCAGGACAAUUCCUGGCGUGAGUGAAAUUACUCAUACGUCAUCAUUGUAUUAUUUGAUUAGACGAACGAUUGUUCCGCAGGAGCAAAUACAUUGGGAAAACUCCGGAUCUGACAUGUAUAAUUAAUUACGUUUCGUUGUUGACAUGCAUUGCCAGAGCAUGCAUGUGAACAUAUUUGCAAAAUGUGUUUUUUAGUGUGAAGUUUCACUUCACACUUUUGUGAUGGCUGGCGAAUUCACACGAAUCAGUCAGUCAGUCAAUCAGUCAGUCAAUCAUAGAGUAAACUUUCCGGGGGGUGUGUACGAUUUAUGUUCGCAGUGAUUUAUUGUACUUAGUGUUCUGAAGGUUAUUUAAUUUAAGCAAUUUUAUUUAUUUUCUUUUAUUUAUUUUAUUGGCAAAAUGUGUUUUAUUUUUUACAAAUUGAACAGGAUUCAAAUCCUGGUUAUAAAGAUGCGUGCAAGUCUCGCCUGAAGUCUUUUUCAAUGAAUCUUUUUUAAUGCAAGUUAUUAGAAUUUAGACAACGCCAUGUAAGUUAAAAUAAAUACAGUACGCUAAAAUAACGCUUGUAAAAGCCAUGGGAAUAUAUACUUUGUUCAUUAUUGGCUGAAAAAUUGUUGGUUGAAAAACUUUGAUAAACUGAAUAAUUAUUUUUGUAUUACUGUAGUUUCGUCAGAUCUCUUACCAUGUGAAGUAAUUGCUCGAGGUGAAAAAGCGAUCGCGGCUUUCAAGACUGCAUUGGCCGAGGGAACUUCAUCUGCUUCGAGGCUAAAAAUUAUUGUUGUUGGAGAUGUUCGUGCUGGAAAGACCAGUUUAAUUAGAUCACUUAGCGGACAGCCAUUCAUUGAGAGCCGUGAAAAGACCCAUGGCAUCCAAACUACUUCCAUUGUUGAAUCCAUUGUACAAAAUACAGAAUUAAAUAUUUUAUGGACAUUGGCUGAUACUAACGAAUCGCAUCUUGAUAGACUGAUUGCCCGAGUUGUGUCGGAUAUUUUAAAAGAAAUGGCUGAAAUACCAAGCAGGCAGAUACCUGAAUUGCCACCAUCUCCUGGAGAAUUUAAUGCUAACCAGAUCAUGACACCUAUGGCAUCUACCAGUAAAGGCUUCUACACACCACCAAAACAGAUGCCUGAUUCUCAAGUGUUAAUAACGGAGCCCUCUAUUCCUGUUGAAGGGAGUCCAAGGAAAUUACCCGCGUCGCUAAUCGCCAAAAACUUAUUAAGCGAAAGAGAUGAAACCGCGAGCGUUAAGGUUAAUUUCUGGGAUUUUGCUGGCCAUCAGCUGUAUGAGCCAAUGCACCAUUUAUUUAUGAACAGCAGAAGUUUGUAUUUAGUGGUGUUUAAUUUAUACAAGAUGUUUAAAUCGCCUCUGAAGAGUUUGUGUGGUAUACAGUAUUGGUUGAAUUCUAUUGCCAGUCACACAACAGCGGGAACUCCAAUCAUUCUUGUCGGGACACAUAAAGCACAAGUAAGUAACCUUAAGUUAAACGUAGAAAUUGAGAAAGAAUGCGUUAGUUAACAUGGG